UAAAGUUUCCUUUUCUUAACAGUCAAGAGGGAUAUAUGAGACCCCAGGCUUGACAAUACUCCGAGCUGCUCAUCUGGACCUCGAGGCUCUGUGCAUUGACCGUGAAGUGAGGAAAAUAAAAGCUUAUCUUAGCACUCGUAUGUCUGAAAUGGUUUACAAUGGGUUGUGGUAUAGCCCUGAGUUUGAGUACACAAAGCACUGCAUCAGCCAAUCCCAGAAACAGGUUACUGGCAGUGUUACUGUGAAGGUUUACAAGGGCAAUGUGUAUGUGUUGGGCAGGAGUGCUCCAGUGUCCCUGUACAAUCAAGAGUUGGUUUCUAUGGAUGUCCAGGGAGACUAUGAGCCAGGGGAUGCCCAUGGCUUUAUCAAAAUCAAUGCAGUUCGUCUCCGAGAACAUGAGAGAGUGAAGCAGAUUGCUAAGAGUAACUAAGAAGAAAGAGGAAUUGGUGUGUUGUAUCUUCAUAUGAUUCACUGUACAGUGUAAGCAAUGGAAGAUUAACACAGUAAAUAGGAAUUUUCAAUUGGAUUGUCAGAUUUUUGUGGUUCACUUCAUGCAAGGUUUGAAUUAUGGUCUGAAAGGAAAAAAAUGGAAAGAGUUGUAGUAUUCAGCAAUGAUAAGCACUGAAACUAUGAUUUGUGCCAAUUAACUAUAUAAAUCAAUACAGUACAAAUUCCAGAUUCUAAUGUAUUUUUUAUAUAUGCAACAGAAUUUAAGAAUCAGAUGCAAAAAUCAUUUUUGUUCUGGUCUGAGGGAAAUAAAAUAGAAUUUGUAGUUUUUUCUUCAUUCCCUUAUUAUUUCAAUACAACAGUUUGAAACUGAGGUAAGGUGGCAUUGUAAAAUAAGGCUUAAAUAAGUGGAUUUAGAGUAUAUUGUGUCUUCUAGAAGUUUAUAAAGGGGCACUGCUCUCUGUUGGAUUUUGUUGUACUACAAAACUUUUUGUUGUCCAAAAAGAGUUCAAUUUUAAACAUUUUUGUUUGUGGAAAACAUUAUUAAACUACUUGAUUAUUCAGAGACUACUAUCUGACUUUUGUAAAUUGUAUGCAUCAGUAAUAGAAUUGUAAAAGAUAAUGAUA
Molecule: messenger RNA, 1074 nt
Organism: Penaeus indicus
Lineage: Eukaryota; Metazoa; Arthropoda; Malacostraca; Decapoda; Penaeidae
Gene: Ass
Product: argininosuccinate synthase-like
Exons: 3
Coding region: 140-430 (96 amino acids)
Biological process (GO): urea cycle; L-arginine biosynthetic process
Cellular component (GO): cytoplasm
Molecular function (GO): ATP binding; argininosuccinate synthase activity
Source: RefSeq, a predicted model, not a curated record